AGCUGAAACAUACAACCUACACUUAGUGAAUGGAGUAUUCCUAAAUCAAAAGAGUUUCCUUUAUUGGACCCAGCCAGCAGUAGAAAGCUCAUACGCUGGAUUAGUUCAUUUUGUACAUCUUCCAAGAGCUCUUUAAUUCGGGUCCUGUGGUCUGUUUUGACUUUCGCAAGAAAUCAGAAGGUUGUUGAACUGAAUCUCUAAAUUAAAGAUGAUGCACUUGUGUGCAGCUGUAUUGAUUAUUUGCCAUUAUAUUUUGCCCAGAAGUGAGAGCAUCAUAAUCAAUAACUACACUCUCUCCACAGCAAAGGUAAGCAAAUUUGUUUUCUAAACCCCUUUAAAUCACAAGUAAUAAGAUGUGUGCCUGGGUGCCUGUAGCUUAUAAGGAUAGCUGCUAAACUAGCUAAAAAUAUACCAGUUGUUUACAUGUGUAAGCUUAAUUUUAAGUAAUUAAUCUUAGCAUCUAGAACGUAUACUAAUAUUCAUCAUCUUGGUGCAAAAAUCACCAAUCUUGUACUUGGCUCCUACCUCUGCACAAUUAUAGCAAAAAAUAGUCAAUUGAAAACACGAUAUGUCGCUUUGAGCAGACCUGCUGUAAUUUAUAUUGACCAGUUAUUCCAUUUUCUUCAUGUCUGGAACAUAUGGUUGGCAGCCAAGAAACUUCAGACAUGCACACGACACUUCUACGAGUUGUGUUGGAGCUUUCCAUAGAAUGCUAAUUUUAAAAAUGUACUGACUUGACUUUAAUGCACAGUUUGAGACAAGGCAAAUGUCUCCUUUCUUAUAUAUCGCCUCACCCACCGCCGACGUUCUCUGGCUGAUCGUUUUACUGGUAGCAUGUUUCACUCCUUGGUAUUUUGCCACCUGGAAGUCUCAUGACCAAGCUAUAGGAGAAAAACAAUUCUGCAAUUAAUUUUCCUGUGGUAUUUUUAGCCAAAUGUUUGUAUCAGGUGUGUUGUUUGAUUGGUCAUCCAGUACAGUAAUUAUUGCUCCUGUGAUAAACACAACUGUUUUGAGCCCUUUGAGUUGGUCUUUCUCCUAAUCUCCAAAGAUUUUCCGGGACACCCAUAUAUCUGAAAACAUCCGUAAGAUGACAAAAAUAUUUUGCAUAUAUUACUGUACAUUGUGAUAUGAUACUAUUAAAUCUUUAGUCACAAACACCACAUUUAUACAAAUUCCGACUGCCUAUUGAUAUACUGCAUUUGUGUUUUUUUUUUCUUUCAUAGUAUUUUUCAGUACAUCUUCAGCUAUCAAGAAUAUUGACCAAACUGUGAAUUGUUUUUACCAGUAAGGGUAUUUUUUGACCAAAAUUUUGAACCUCUCUUUAGAAUCGUGACAAUUCACACUUUAUUGAAUAGCCCUUUAUGUGUGUGUGUGUGUAAUGCAUUUAUGUCAUUAUAACCAAUAUAAAUAUAGCUCAAUGCACAGUUACUAUCUAUGGUAUGUAGUACUAAACAGGUGUUUAUAACAAAUAAGUCCUACAUUGUAUUUCUAUACUAAGCUGGAAGUUAAUUUUCAAACAUUAAUUAUGUGUUAACUUUUAGCUUGAGAAAUUGAUUUUAGGCUUUUCAGUAUCCCAGGAUUCUUAAAGGACCACUAUAGUGCCAGGAAAACAUACUCGUUUUCCUGGCACUAUAGGGUCUUUAGGUUCCCCCCUACCCUCAGGGUCCUACUCCCGCCAGGCUGAAGGGGGAGGAAGGGGUUAAUCACUUACCUUUCUCCAGCACAGAGAAACCUUUCUCUGAAACUGCUAUGCUUACAGCUGCAGGGUUAACCCUAGAUGGACCUGGCACCCAGACCACUUCAUUGAACUGAAGUGGUCUGGGUGCGUAUAGUGGUCCUUUAACCAAAAAAUAAUGUUCACGAUCUGAAAUGUGUUGUGUUACAUUUGGCUUUAGAUGUGUUGUGUUGUGUUGUGUUACAUUUGGCUGUCAUGUAAUAGGCUGUGCUCAAUAAUGGCUCUGUUCCUUAUCUGCAUAUUUUCGUAAGCCGCUUUGGACCAAAAAAGUGCCCAUGCGUGCAUAUGUGUGAUGAUGGGUGUGCCUUUUCCAAUGUUUUUAUGAGACUUAUGUUGAAAAAUCCUAAACUUCCAACAUGAAUGCCGAAUACAAAUGCAAUUUAUCACACCAAGCACGAUUUUCAAUAAAUUGCUGUAUUCUGUUACUCUGUUCGGUAGAAAAUGUGUGCUAAUCAUCGUACCACGAACACACAGCUGGCUUUAGUUCCGUGGUGUAAUGCAACAUCAUAAAAAUACCAUUAGUGAGCUGGCUCAAAAUAAUUGCUCUUUUUAUAGUUCCAAAAUCUUGGAUGAGACAUGUGGUAUUUAGUUAUUGUUCCUCUGGAAUAAAAACACAACACUACCACUCUAUGGAUAUUUCUACAGGGAAAUAUCUUUCACCCAUGUGGGUGGCAUAUACUUAGUUUAGUUUGCUUUCUGCGUUGACAUUCUUUAAAAGGUCAGUCUAAGCACCAUAGCAAUAUAGCAUUGCUAAAAAGAUUAAGUGCACCAACUUCUGACAGUGGCUUACAGCACAGUGAUUUAUAAAACUCACCGCAGCUAUAAGGCCGGCCCCUUGGCUCAUAGAAAGCAAAGGAGGAGAUUUUACUUCCUCCUAUGAUGUGUCAGUUUUGUCUAACAUAUACGUCACAUAUAUGCCACACACUAGUAGGAAAGGUCUCUCUCCUCCCCAGAGAGGCUGAACAAACUUUAAAGAUUACCACACACAACCCAUUUGUAAACUGUGCUGUGUGAACACUGAUAGCAACAGAGCAACUUUAAUCAGUUGAUAGAACAGUUUCAUUCCACAGUUCCAACAGUUCUAAUGUGUUGAUAGAACAGGUCCAUUCAUCCUAUGUGAUAAGUGGUGCUGUUUCAUAAAUUACUUAUCCCAUAAACUUCUGCUUGGCCAGCUGUUUAUGGCAUUAGAUAAGACCCCAUAGAGCAGAAUAAGAGACACGUUAUGAUGGAGAAUUUUCCUGGUUAGUGAAGAGGAGUCUGCCUUUGCAACUUCAAGUCCUCUGAUAGUGUUUAUUAAUUGUCAUUUUCUUUUGUCAACAUUGCUUUUGUAUAUAUAAAUAUAUUUUUUUAGAAAAUGAAAAUGUGUUGGGUUGUUACCCAUUAUUUCCCUUUAAAUUAAAAUAUAAGAAAAUAUAUUGAUAAGAAGUGGUAGCUGUUACGAAAUUGCUUUUCUAAACUAUUUUAGUCAUCUAUGAAUUAGGCCUAAUGUGAGUCCACAUAUUUUCAUUAAUGUAACAAGAGUCCGAUUCCAAAAUCCAGUUAUUUGACUACUGAUGAAUGAAGGUAACUGGUUAUUUAGUCAAGCAGUAGGUGAAAAACUGCACUCGAUAUAUCCUGGUCAAUGUUUUGAUAUUUCAUGAUAUAGUUCAGUGGUGGCGAACCUAUGGCACGCGUGCCACAGGUGGCACGCCGAGGCCCCUCUGUGGGCACGCGGCCAUAGGAAGCCGGAGGGAGGGAGGGUGCGCUCCGCAGGCGCAUCCAUAAGGCGGCACAAGUGGCCGCCUUAGGGCGCACCGGCCCGGCGGGCUCAAAACCGUAUUGACCGGCAGGAGGUGAGCGCAGAGCGCACAGCGCUCCCUCCUGCCAGGCACUCUGUGUAGCGUGGCCGAGCGCACCACGGUACAGGAACUUAUGUUUCCUGUACCGGCGGACGGAAAUGAAGUGCUCACAGAGAGAGCACUUCCUGUCCGCCGGGUACGAAACAGCUCCGCGGUGCGCUCGGCCAUGCUACAAAAGGGGAGGGGGAAAAAACUGAGGUGGAAACUGAGGGAGGGGGGGAGGAGGAGGCACUGAGGGGGAGAAAAGGGGAAGAUAGAACUGAGGGGAGAUGAGGAGAGAUGGGGAACGAGGAGAGAUGGGGGAACGUGAGACUGAGGGAAAGAGGGGGGGAACUGAGGGAGGGGGGAACUGAGGGAGAGAUGGGGGAGAAAACUGAGUGUGGGAUGGGAGAAAAAAAAUGAGGGAGGGAUGGGGGGAAAGAAAACAGUGUGGGGGGGAGAAGGGGGAUGACAUACACACAGCACCCCUGCCCUACACACAUCACCCCACACAAAGACACACACACACACACACAUCACCCCACACAAAGACACACACACACACACACAUCACCCCACACAAAGACACACACAUCACCCCACACAAAGACACACACAUCACCCCACACAAAGACACACACAUCACCCCACACAAAGACACACACAUCACCCCACCCACACAUCACCCCACCCACACAUCACCCCACCCACACAUCACCCCACCCAAACACAUACACUGUGUGUGUGUAAUUAGCAGUCUGUGUGUGUGUGUGUGUGUGUGUAUUUAGCAGUCUGUGUGUGUAUUCAGCAGUCUGCUAAAUACAGACAGACUGCUAAAUACACACAGACAGACUGCUGAGCACACACACAUAGAUGUUAGAUGUAGUUCGGACAACUGUAUGAGUUGUUUUUUCUAAACUUAAACCUCAGUAUUCAGGUUUAAUUGCCGUUUUGACACUUUGAGGGGAAAAAAAUUGGCAUGUAUUACGGUUUGGGCACUCGGGCUCAAAAAGGUUUGCCAUCACUGAUAUAGUUAGUAAUUCAGCGUUGAAUAUAUUUAUGUCAUUGAAAAAACGCUAGUUUCAAACCCUUAUUUGUAUGCUGAUACAAUGAAUUACAAAACUAAACCUAUUGUCAGAGAUAAAAUAAAUAGAUAUCUGGGUUUGGACAGAUGCUAUAGGUUGUUCCAGGUCAGUUGUGAAACACCCAAAAAAGACAUUACUGAAUGUUUCACAGUUAAUUAAAAUUGCCACAAACAUUUAUAUUCUAACAAACAAAACAAGACAAAAAAACAAACAAAAACAAAGCAUUGAGCAUACAUGUCCUUUAUAACUCUCUUUAUAUAAUGUGGAGACUCACAUUGUUUUCAUUAGGAAUUGGAUGAUUUAUCACGUUAAGGUAUUUUCUGUGUCUCUCACACUUUUCCCAUUGCAAUGGAAGCCCCUUUGACACUCAAAUGUGUCACUAUUUUACAACUGAUAAAUAUUCUAGUAUUAUAAAAGGAAUCAACACAGUAAAGGAGGAGACUAUAUUUAAAAGAAGAAAAACUACCACAACAAGAGGACAUAGUCUUAAAUUAGAGGGACAAAGGUUUAAAAAUAAUAUCAGGAAGUAUUACUUUACUGAGAGGGUAGUGGAUGCAUGGAAUAGCCUUCCAGCUGAAGUGGUAGAGGUUAACACAGUGAAGGAGUUUAUGCAUGCGUGGGAUAGGCACAAGGCUAUCCUAACUAUAAGAUAAGGCCAGGGACUAAUGAAAGUAUUUAGGAAAUUGGGCAGACUAGAUGGGCCGAAUGGUUCUUAGCUGCCAUCACAUUCUAUGUUUCUGUAAAAGCAUCACUGUCCAAAGCAGGGCCAGACUGGGAAUAAAAAGCAGCGCUAUAAAUAACUAUACUAGCUGUGAGAUAUACAGGUGGAAAAAAAGAAAACAUUGAAAAUGAUUUAAGCAACAAGGAGAGCACUCACGGGACCAAAAAAUAAGCAAUAGAGCUUCUUUAUUCUAAUCAGAUGUGCAACAUCUUACAGUCAACGUUUCAUUCCUAUAACCCUGCCGUCUUGUGAAAAGUCCAGUUACUAGAGUGAAACAUUGACUGAAUGCUGCUACAUGUCUGGUUUAAAUAGAAGUUUGGUUUAGUCUUAAACCCUACGAGUGCAUUCUUCGUUGGAUAGAGUUUGAUAUAUUGAGAGAAACAAAGAGUUUUUGUAAAUUAAAUCUAAAUGGCAAAAUUUAGGCUAAAGUAGUCAACCUGGAGAAUUUGGCAAAUCUGCUAUUUUGGUCUAAAUUAUACACAUCAGAUUUUUGCUUCCUAAAAUACAAAAUUUAGUGAAUAACCCUGUGACGAAUGUGAAACCCUUUUACACUUUAUAUGUGCGUAAUUUCCGAGUGUAUCACACAUGUCUAUUAAUGUAUGUGUAACUUACUGAUGUUUGUUUAUAUUAUAAACACAAUCAUUUAUCAAAUUUGUCCAUCUCAGCAAUUCCAUUGGGAUUGGGAGGCUAUUGCGCAUGUGUGGCAAAACGUCUCACGGCACGCAUCAGCAUCUCCUCAUGGCACGCAUCAGCAUCUCCUCUGUGAGAAAAGUUCAGGGCCUCCAUGCAAAGCAUGGAGACACUGAACAUCACUGGACAAGGAAGCACCUCUAGAGGCCAUCUGAGUAAUUGCCACUAGAGGUGUUACUAGGCAGUAUUGUUAGCCCUGCAUUUUCUCAGAAAAGCCUGCAGGACAGACUGUAGACAUCAAAACUACUACAUUAAGCUGUAUUAAUUCUGGUGAUUAUAUUGUCCCAUACAUACACUGACACGCAUACACUUGCACACAAUUAUUAUUAUUUAUAAAGCGCCAACAAAUUCUGUAGUGCUAUACAAUGGGUGGACUAACAGACACGUAUUUGUAACCAGACAAGUUGGAUACACAGGAAAAGAGGGGUUGAGAACCCUGCUCAAUGAGCUUACAUGUUACAGGGAGUGGGGUAUAGUGACACAAAAGGUAAGGGUAGGGUAGAAAAGUAGGUUGCUAGGAUAGUAUUCACUGACUGUUUAGUGUUUUGUUUUGUUGACAGUUACAGGAGAGGAAUCAGGGUGCGGGUAGGGAAUGCUGUUGACAGUUUAGUUUUUAUAUUUUCCUGAAGAAGUAAGUUUUCAAAGAUUUUGUGAAGGAGCAGAGACUGGAUGAAAGUCUAACGAAGAAUGGAAGGGAGUUCCACAGCAAUGGUGAAGCCCGAGAGAAAUCUUUAAGGCGAGCAUCAGAGGCAGGGCCGUCCUUAACGCGGGGCAAAAGGGGCAGCUGCACCAGGCCCAGUUAGUCUUAGGGGUCCCAAAGCCCUCCGGCCGCCGUGGUGCAUGCGGCCGGCGUGGAACUACCACCGCGGGCUGCGCGAUGUGGGGGCUCAUCGGGUGGCCAAUGCUCUACGGGCCAACCGAUGGCGAUGGAUUUUCAGGGGCCCGGCCGCUUUGAGAGCGCGACCAGGCCCCCUGUGAUGAUGUCAGGAUGCUGGGAGGAAGUGACAGCCGGUCACUUCCUCCCAGCAUUCACCGAGCGCCGCGCGGGAGGAGGAGAAGAAAAGGAGGGAGUCAGAGUGGGAGCUCUGACUCCCAUCAGCCUGAGCCAGCCUCCUGAACUCCAAAGGUAGGAAACACAUAAAAAAAUGUGCAUGUAUGUAUGUAUCUAUCUGUUUGUAUGUACGUAUCUGUAUGUAUGUAUGGGUCUGUCUGUUUGUAUGUAUCUGUAUGUAUGUAUGUAUCUGUAUGUAUGCAUGUAUGUAUGUAUGUGCCUGUCUGUCUGUUUGUAUGUAUCUGUAUGUGUCUGUUUGAAUGUAUAUAUAUGUAUGUGUGUAUCUGUUUGUAUGUAUGUAUGUAACUGUUUGUAUGUAAGUGUCUGUUUGUAUGUAUGUUUCUGUAUGUAUGUAUGUAUGCAUGUGUGUAUCUGUUUGUAUAUAUGUUUGUGUGUCUGUUUGUAUGUAUGCAUGUGUAUCUGUUUGUAUGUGUGUUUCUGUAUCUGCAUGUGUCUCUAUAUGACCCUGUGUAUGUGUUUCUGUGUGUCCGUAUUUGUGUCUUUGAAUAUAUGUGUAUCUGUGUGUCUCUGUGUCUGUUUGUAUAUGUGUAUGUCUAUAUGUGUAUAUGUUUGUAUGUGUAUCUGUGUGUAUGUUUGAAUGUGUGUCUGCAUGUCUUUGUAUCUGCAUGUGUGUGUGUUUGUAUCUGUGUGUGUGUCAUUCUGUAUAUUUGAAUGUGUAUCAUUCUGUGUGUACGUGUAGCUGCAUUUGUAUCUGUAUAUGUGUCAGUGUCUGUAUCUGUGUGUAUCUGUGUAUCUGCAUGUGGAUCUGUGUAUGCAUCUGUAUGUUAUUGUGUGUAUCUGCAUGUAUGUCACUGUGUUUGUUUGUGUGUUAGUGUUUCUGUUUAUCUGCAUGUUUGUCAGUGAGUGCAUCUGUGCAUCAGUGUAUGUAGGUGUGUCAGUGUGUAUCUGCAUGUGUGUCUGUGUAUGCACUUGUGUGUCUGUGUAUGGCUCUAUGUAUGUCUGUACCUGUGUAUGUGUGCAUCUCUAUGUAUGUCAGUGAUUGCAUCUGUAUAUGUGUUAGUGUGUGUAUUUUGUCUCAGUGAAAAAUGAGAGGGCUAAGUGUGUGGUUUUUUUUUUAUAUUUGUGUGGGCGUUGAUGGUGUGAUUGCAUGCUAGGAAGAGGAAGGGCUAGGUCAAGGGGCCCCAAGCAAACACCUGUCCAGGGCCCAAUUAGUAUUAAAGACGGCCCUGGUCAGAGGUAGGAGUACGAACGGAGGUUAGACGUAGGUCUUCGGCAGAGCAUAGGGGCAUAGACGGGACAUAUUUGUGUAUUAGUGAGGACAGGUAGGUGAAGUCAACAUAGGAACUGACAGAGGGGGUAGGUGUGAGAGGUGCAGGUGGACAGGAAGAUGAUCCUAACAACUGCAUUCAUUAUCGACUGUAAUGGGCAAGUUGGGAACACGUAGGACCACUGAGAAGUGGGUUACAGUAGUCAAGACAAGAAAUCAUCGGCAUGGAUAAGCACCUUAGCGUUAAAUAGGGGCGCAUGCGCGUUAUGAUGGAAGCAGCAGGAUUUGGCAAUCGACUGGACAUGAGCAGUGAAGGAGAGGUUGGAGUCAAAGAGAACACCUAGACAGCGAGCCUGCGAGGUAGAGCUAAUGGUAGAGCCAUUGACAGACAAGGGAGUAGCAACUCUUGAGGGAGCGAAGACCAGAAGUUAUGUUUUGGGCAGGUUACGUUUAAGGAAAUGAGCAGCCAUCCAGUUGGGAAUAGAAGAGAGACCUUCAGAGCAGUGGCGUCUCUAGGAUUCAUUUUUAGGGGAGGGCACAUGGUGGGCCAGGGACAAAAGUAGGGGGGCACAUUUAACCCCGCCCUCACCGAAGUUUGACCCCGCCCCUGCUGCAUUUUAAGCCCCGUCCCUGUCACAAUGUGUUUUUUUUUUUUUUUUUUUAUAAUUCCUGGUGGAAAAUCCAUUAUUUCACACCAAGGAUUAUUAAAAAACAAACACAUUUCCCUUGAUACAGUCCAUACACACACACACACACACACACACACACACACAGACUGCUGAGUCCUUACACACACAGAGACAGCUGAGUCCAUACAAACACAGACACAGACUGCUGAGUCCAUACACACACACAGAGACUGCUGAGUCCAUACACACACAGAGACUGCUGACCAUACACACACACACACACACACACACAGACCUUACAGACACACAGACUGCACGAGUCCAUACACACACACACACAUAAGCACAGACUGCUGAGUCCAUACAAACACGAACACAUAGACUGCUGAGUCCGCACACACACACACACAGACUGCUGAGUCCAUGCACAGACUGCUGAGUACACACACACACACACACACACUGCGGUCCAUACACACACACACAGGAACACAAGCACACAGACUGCUGAGUCCCACACACACACAGACACAAACACAGACUGCUGAGUCCAUACACACACACACACACACACACACACAGACUACAGGUCAGCGCACACACACACACACACAGACUGCUGAGUACAUACACAUACAUACACAGACUGCUGAGUCCAUACAUACACACACACACAGAAUGCUGAGUCCUCACACACACACACACAGACUGCUGAGUCCACACACACACCGACUGCUCAGUCCAUACAAACACAGACACAUAGACUGCUGAGUCCCUACACACAUACACAGACACAGACUGCUGAGUCCAUACACACACAGAAACACACACACACACACACACACACACACAGAGACUGCUGAGUCCAAACACACACACAGACUGCUGAGUCCAUACACACACACAGUGGCGUACACAUGACCCAUGGGGCCCCGGUGCGAAAAUUGAUCCAUGGGCCCCCCCCACCCCCCUCAGAGAAACUGCUAUGUUUAUGAAUGGGUUAAGCCUUCCCCUAUUUCCUCUAGCGGCCGUCUCAUUGACAGCCGCUAGAGGCGCUUGCGUGCUUCUCACUGUGAUUUUCACAGUGAGAGCACGCCAGCGUCCAUAGGAAAGCAUUAUGAAUGCUUUCCUAUGUGACCGGCUGAAUGCGCGAGCAGCUCUUGCCGCACGUGCGCAUACAGCCGACGGGGAGGAGAAGAGGAGGAUCGGAGGAGGAGAACUCUCCGCCCAGCGCUGGAAAAAGGUAAGUUUUACCCCUUUUCCCCUUUCCAGAGCCGGGCGGGAGGGGGUCCCUGAGGGUGGGGACACCCUCAGGGCACUAUAGUGCCGGGAAAACGAGUAUGACUUUAAGGACCACUACAGACACCCAGAUCACAUCAGCUCAAUGAAGUUGUCUGGGUGUCAGGUCCCUCUAGUUUUAACCCUGCAGCUGAAAGCAUAGCAGUUUCAGAGAAACUGCUAUGUUUCACUGAGGGUUAAUCCAGCCUCUAGUGGCUGUCGGCUGGAGAAAGGUAGAGAUGCUGAAGACACACACACACACACUUACAGACGCAUACACACUAGCUAACAGACACACACAUUUACUGACAGAGACACAGUCAGCGACAGACAUACAUACACACUCACUUACAAAACAUACACUCUCAUUGACAAAAACACACUCACUAACAGACAUCAAACAGACUCACUAACACACACUCAGUAAGACACACACAGUAACACACUCACUGACACUCACUAGCAGACACACACACUAACACUCACUCUAACACUCACACACACUAACACUCACUAGCAGACACACACACUAACACUCACUCUAACACUCACUCACACACACUAACACUCACUCUCACACACACACACACACACUCACACACAAACACUCACUCUAACACUCACUCUAACACUCACUAACACUCACUAACACUCACUCAAACACUAACACACACUAACACUCACUCACACUAACACUCACUCACACUAACACUCACUCACACUAACACUCACUCACACUAACACACUAACACUAGUUGUUUUUUUUUUAAAUGUAAUCCCCCCAGCCUCCUUACCUUUUGGAGUGCUGGGGGGAUUCCCUGUGGUCCAGUGGGGCUGCUGGGCGGGUGGCCGGUCGGGCAGGCAGGCGGGCGCGUGAGGGAGCACUUUCCCCUGAGUGCUUCCUCUUCAGCUCCCUCGCGCGCCGCGUAGGGAUGCCGGCGCCGGAAGAUGACGUCAUCUUCCGGCUCCGGUAUCAGUGCGGUGUGCGAGGGAGCUGAAGAGGAAGCACUCAGGGGAAAGUGCUCCCUCGCGCGCCCGCCUGCCCGAUCGGCCACCCGCCUUCCGGGUGUCAGCAGGGCCAGCCUCGGGGGGCCCUGGGGUGGCCGGCUCCUGGGCCCCCCAGGGGAAGAGGCUGGCCCUGUGGCUACAUACCGGGUCGCAGGGGCGGCCGGGCCCCCUGGUGGGCCGGGCCCGGUCGCAGCCGCGACCCCUGCGACCCUGGUAUGUACGCCACUGCACACACACACACAGACAGCUGAGUUCAUACACACAGACAGACUGCUGAGUCCACACAUACACACACAGAGAGACUGCUGAGUCCAUACACACACACAGACUGCCGAGUCCAUACACACACACACACAGACUGCUGAGUCCAUACACACACACACUCACUGCUGAAUCCAUACACACACACACACACACACAGACUGCUGAGUCCAUACACACACAGACACACAGAAUCCAUACACACACACACAGACUGCUGAGUCCAUACACACACACAGACAGCUGAGUUCAUACACACAGACAGACUGCUGAGUCCAUACACACACACAGACUGCUGAGUCCAUACACACACACGCACACACACACACAGACUGCUGAGUCCAUACACACACACACUCACUGCUGAGUCCAUACACACACACACACAGACUGAUGAGUCCUUACACACACACACACACUGCUGAGUCCAUACACACACAGAGACUGCUGAGUCCAUACACACACAGACAGACUGCUGAGUCCAUACACACAGACAGACUGCUGAGUCCAUACACACACAGACAGACUGCUGAGUCCAUACACACAGACAGACUGCUGAGUCCACACACACAGACUGCUGAGUCCAUACACACACACACACACACACAGACAGAGACAGACGCUGAGUCCACACACACACACACUGCUGAAUCCAUACACACACAGAGGCUACUGAGUCCAUACACAAAUACAGACUGCUGAGUCCAUACACACAAACACAGACUGCUGAGUCCAUACACACACACACAGACUGCUGAGUCCAUACAAACACACACAAGCUUCCUCACUAGCAGACACACACACACACACACAAGGCUGAGCAUAUUAAGCCUACUUGUCACUGGAGCCUGUUGCUGGGGGUCAGACAGCCAUCUUCUGGCCUUUCCAGCAGCAGCAAGGGCUGCUGCUUAACGGCGUGGCGUGGCUUAUGUGUGGGAGGUGGGGCUUGGUUUGGGGGCAGGGCCUGUGCCGGGGAAGCUGCUGAAAACACCCAGCAGCGUUCUAGCUCCUCUUUCCUGCAUUCCCUUGGGCUGUGACACACUGUUACAGUCCGAGGGAAUAGAAUUGAAGCACAUGCCCAGCAAGUUGCUGGCAUUUGGGGGGGCACAGCAUGAUGUAGGGGGGCCAUGGCCCCCCCCUAGCGAUGCCACUGCUUCAGAGACACGAGUCAAGAAGGGUGGUGAGAAAUCAGGGGAGGACAGGUAGAUUUGCGUGUCAACUGCAUAGAAAUGAUACUGGAAGCCAAAGGAGCUGAUGAGUUUACAAUGGGAGACAGUAUAGAUUGAGAACAAUAGCGGACCAAGGACAGACCCUUGGGGAACACCAACAGAGAGGGAUUGGGGAGAAGAGGCAGAGCCAGAGACAGAAACACUGAAAGAGCACUGGGAGAGGUAAGAAGAGUACCAGGAGAGAGUAGUAUCUCAAAAGCCAAGAUUACGGAGGAUGAGAAGGAGCUGUUGAUAAUCAACAGUGUCAAAAGCAGCAGAAAGAUCAAGGAGAAUUAGAAUAGAGUAGUGGUCACAGGAUUUUGCAGUGAUAAGAUCAUUAAAUACUUUGGUCACAUCUGUUGCAACAGAUUGAAAUGGGUCAAGCAGAUAGCUGGAUUCGAGGAAGUCUGUGCAAUCACCAAUGGCAUACACUGGCACACAUAUAUACAGUGUGACCCAUACAAACACACUGACACAAAUUGAUCCUUACUGACAGAGACACAGUUACCCAUACAAACACUGGCACACACUUACAUGCACUCAUUAACACACACUGGCACAAAUUGCUCCAUACUGACAUACACAUGAUCAAUACUGACACACACAUUGAUCAAUACUGACACACACACACCCACAUACACACACCUACAUACACAAUGAUCCAUACAGACACACAUUGAUCAGUACUGACGCACAUUGAUCAGUACUGACACACAUAUUGAUCCAUUCCCACACCCACACACACCUACAAACACACUGAUCCAUACAGACACACACACACACACACACAGAUCCAUACUGAUACACACACAGUGACCCAUACAAACACCGACACUCACAUACUGCUCAUUGAAGCGCACACAGAUAUUAGUCAUGUUCUCAGCAUAGUGCAAGUUCCUUGAUGUUUGAAGAAAACCGGCAGGACUGUGCGGCCCCAAGUGCCGCAGCCAACCGGGAAAUUUCCUGGUAUCCCAGUAUUACGGUUCGGCUCUGGUCUUACGUUAUGAAAGAACUAAUAACACCUAAUACAUUCCACAUGGAAAGCAAUUGCAUCUUCUUCAACAAAUUAUGUUCUAAUAGAAAAUGAACAAAAGUGUGGACACACACACACACACACACACAUAUAUAUAUGUAAAAUAAGCAGAUAUAAUUUAAAAAAUAAACUAUAUGUUGGGGGAAUUAAGAGGUUUUGAAACUAUUUGUUAUUAAAACAUGUUCAGUAAUUUCAAACAGAUUUAAGUUUAUCUCUACUGGUUUACUAGGGAUUUUGGCAUGUAUGCUACAGAGUAUGGGAAGAUAAUCAUUAAAGUGUAAGAUGUAUUUUCCAGGCACUAAAUGUGGCUGCGUGGAAUAAUAACUUAUAGCCAAUCUGUCAAACAAAGCGUUUUCUUAAACUUGAUCUCCAAGGGCUUUGUUCAGUAAGCAGCAAAUCAUGGCAAAUAAAAACCUGAAUUUGGUAAUUUUGGGCCAAAACAGGCAAGCUGGGAAUAAAUAUCAUUAAAGGAGCUUUUUCCAUCUUGAUUAUUUUUGUUCACAUUUCACAAAUAUAAACAAAUUCCAUGGUGUCUCAAAUGUUUGUCACAAUGAGAAACAAAGAGAAAACCGAAAAAAACUAAAGUUUUUUUAAUAUAAAUUUGAUCAAAUAAAAUAACACAUAUAACACAAAGUUGUCUCUGUUUACAGCAAUAGUGACCCAAUUAAUAUGCGAAUUUGGUAACAAUGGUAUUUUCUGAGGUUUAGCUCAUCUGAGAGGAGCUUUUAGUAGUUGAGAUGGCUGAAGAUAAAUGGUGAGAAAGAACUUAUGGGGUACCAUAAACUGCUGAAAUAGUGGGGUAAUGGUUUAUGUAAAGUAUAUCAGAUGCUUAACCAGGGGUGGAUCCAGAACCUAAUCUCGGGAGGGGCACUGGUAGAUUAUUUAAAAAAACAAUAAAGGCACAAUAACCACAACAGCUCUUUGUAGUGGUUAUGGUGCCAGGAGUGCUGUGGCACCCUCCCAGAGUAAGUAGUGAAACCAUUAAAGAACCAUUUGACAACUUACCUGUGGUCUGCCGGGAUAGGUGCUGUAGUUUGGGAUAGGGGCAGUAGUGUGUGUAUGUGUGUGAGGGGUGCAAUGUGUGAGUGUGUGUGUGAGUGGUGAAGUGUGCGUGUGUGCAAUGUGUGUGCUGGAUGCAGAGUGUGUGUGUGAGGGGUGCAGUGUUUGUGAAAGGGGUGCAUUGUGUGAGUGGUGCAGUGCCUGUGUGUGGGGUACAGUGUGUGUGUGGGAAGGGUGCAGUGUGAAUGUGUAGGGAGUUAUUGUGUGUGUGUGUGGUGGUGGUAGGGGGAAGAUUAAAGCGAAUAUAUAUGUGGUUUGUAAUUAAAAUAAAUAUACUAAAUAUUAGCUCCUGGGCCUAGAGUUUACUCUCGUGAAAUAACUGCGGCAAUGAUCCAAGCUCGCGAGAGGAGAACCCGACAAAGCUGCAGGUCCCGGGUCCUGUAAUUCCUCUCCCGGCUGCCCAGCAAAGUGCCUUUGGGCUGGUGAGGGAGAUCUCUCCUCUGAUCCGUGAAGGCACUCAGCAGGGUUGACAGAGGAGAGAAACAGAGAGCUUCUCGGGGGGGUGGAUCCGCCACUGAGCUUAACAGCUGUAGGCAACCAUCAGCACUCCAGAUGACGAAUACAUAUCCCUUCAUGCUUUGCCAGCAUUAUAGCUGUAAGAUGUUGCCUAUCCCUGAUAUAGGGUACUUUAGUAGAGGGAAUUUCUACUACCUUGCAUGGGGCAUUAUAUAAUCUCUUAAGGUUAGGGAAGUACCACUGGGACCACCUACCUUUGCAUUAAUAUAAGGAAGGUAAGAUUUCAUGGGCCAAAAUAUCCAUACCUACCUUUACUUCUUAAUGGAGAAAAUGGUAUAUAUUAAUAAAUUAAGACCUAAGACCCAAGGCUACAACAAUAUGUCAAGAAAGAAGCAAAUCAUGGAAAGUAAAAAUCGAGAUUUAUUUAAAAAACAAUUUCAACAUACAUUUACAAAACUGGAAAUUGGCAUAAUAAAUAUUUCUAAUUAAACUAUAAUUAUUUUUUCAAGGGUAAUGAAAUCAAGAGUGUUUUCGGCAUUGUUGGAGAAGUUAUGAAAAACGGUACCUCGGUUACAAAAAAGAGAAGCAAAGCCACCAGCAGUGUAACUACUUAUGAGAAAUGUUCCCAUUUAUGCAAGGAAACGACUUCGAGCCUAAAAGAAAAAAAAUAUAACAUGUGCAGUAAGUGCUGAUUUAUAAGAAACAAUAUGUGUUAAUAUAACGGAAUCCAAGUGGAGUGAGGCUCAUUAGUUAUUUACAGGCACCUAUAACUGCCCCAUAUACUGUGCAUUGGAGAAGCUGAUAAUGUUUGGAAUCUUCAGGCCUGCCUACCCACCUCUUGUGAAACAUGUUCUCUGGGAGUUGCAUGGGACCUUUAUAAUUCACUUUUUUUUACAUUCAAGAAUGUGCCAGCAUGUUCCAGCCAUUAAAUGGAUCCAUGCAUUUUCCUCUGCAUGGAUAGAAAUCAUAUGGGACUACAAGGCCCAUCUUAUGACUGGAGGAGGUAUGUCCAUACAUGCACGCAGAGAUAUUUUUGCAUCAACUAGGGUAUGUCAUACCUGCCGAUCCUGCCUGUACAUCUUCUUGGAUGAAGGUGAACAGGGAAGAGAGCAGGCCAGUGGUGACCCUAGGAACAAAAUAUAGGGGGGAACUUAAAAUAUCACAGUCAAAACUGGGGGAAGGGGGGAUGGGAAGCACUCAUAAUUUCCCCUUGGGGGGUAACAUGUUGUGUCGGUGGUGUCAGACAACACAUUUGCACAGAAGUCACACCUGCCACCAGGGAUUCUUUUUCUGUGCAGACCAAUAACAACCCUUAAAGUUACUCUUUGAACUGUUUAGUAGAUAACUCUCCUAUUUGCUAUCUUUAUGUGGGAUUACCAUAUUUAAAGGACACCAAAAAAGUCAGCUAUCUGCUAACAGCACAAACAUGUGUUAUCUUUAAAUAUGCUAAUUACACAUAAGGCUACAAAUUUAGGGAGUUAUCUACUAUAUACAUGCAUGUUUUCAUGCAUACACACAUAAUCACAGACAUCCCCCCCCCCCCGAUUCCCCCUCCCACACACACACAGUGGAUCUUCUCUCUGGUGGUUAGUGGGUUUCUGCUGGGAAAAAAAAUGUAAGAACAUCAUAAAUCAACAAAUGCAGGUCAUAGGAAAGAACUGGAUUCAAUGCUUACCUAUGAGAAGUAUUUGAUUGAAUGAGGAGGAUUUGGAUUGGAAAUCAUUUAAGUAGGGCCACCUCCAUGAUGACGUUGUUGGAGGAGGAGCAGACAGUAGAACCGAGUGAGUCUUGGUGCAGGAAAAAAUGGAAGUAAAACCUUUUUCUUUUUUUUAAAUUUUCUCUUACAUGGUAACAGGAGGGGGGAAUAAUUCUAAACAUGGGUUAGGACGCUCUAGGUUAGGAAUACAUGUUUGUAUUCCUAACACUGCAGUGCUUUUUGAAGAUAAGUCACAAUUUUUGCAAAUCCCCAUUUACUAAAUACUUUAAUACCACCAAAUCUAGUACAAAAUUUAUUUGUACGUCAUCAUACAUGGCUGGUGGCUAAUAACCUUGCGGUCCACAAUUAUACACUACAGUUUUAUUUGGAUUCCCGUAGUAGAAUUUAUUCCUUUUCUUUAAGGCACACCUUUUUACUUUCUGAACAUCAUUAAUUAAUUAAUAUGCCACCCAUUGUGGUUUGAAUAGCAUCUACUGAACCUACAGUGGAUAAUGAGCCCUCGAUUUGUUUUCAUAUAGCUAUUAACUAGAAUUUUCUUUAAAAUCUUUUGGUAGGAAAUUUGCAGAUUUCUCUGAUUACUUAUGCAAGAGGUACCAAAAAAAUGUUGAAGAACAUGUUAGAAGAACAACAAAAAUCCUUGGAGUUUCUUUCUAAUCAGGUACAAUCAGUAUAUUUUUGCCUUGAUGUUAAUUUCUCUUUAGAUAGUGGUGUUCGAGGUCCAUUAGAGACUUUGAAUUUGAUCCUUGGAAGUCUAGAAAGUCAGUGUAUAGCAGAAAGAAAAGCAGAUCUAAAAUUGGGUUAGAUGGAUCUGCCAGAGGUUUGUUUCCAACAGCAACUACUUAAAUAAUCUGAAUAGUCUGGAAGAAUCAUUUCUAGAAUUUACGCAUCUAAAAAUUGACAGUGCUUCCCAAUGUCAAUUACGUCAGCACACCUUGACUAAAUAAAGUGGAAUACAAUGCCCAUCUCUGGGAUUCUAGAGUUUGCAGAUCUCAUUCCAAUUCUUAUCUGCAAUACUAAAAUUACUACUUUAUAAUAUGGUGUUAUGUUGCCUCUGCUCUUAGAGUACCUUCAGAAAGAAAAGUAAGGUCAUUGUUGCUCUGCAAUAUUCGAAAGAUAUAUUGAUCAUGUUUUGUGUUUGACAAAUCAUGUGUAAUUUGCAAAGAAAAAUAUUUAGUAGCAAAAAAUUAACAAUAAUGGUUCAUAUUGAUUGUAAUUUGCAGUAAUAAAGUUUAAUUCCUCUAUUAUUACAUCUUUAGGUGAGUGAACUAACCAAUAAGGUUCUUCUUUUGAAUGCAGAAGUCUUGAAAAAACAUAUGGAUCCCUUUCCUUUGAGACCAUUUCAAACCCAUGGUAAGAACAUUCGUACAGAGACUAUAGGUCAAUUGUUCUGCUCAAUCAUUGCCCUACCUAAGUGAAGGACUGAAGCAUUGACUUUCUACUAUGUAUUGAGCAUGUUAAAUCGGCUAUGUCAACCAAAAAAAAGAAAUGAGCAUUGACCUUUUUAUAAAGAUAAAAUCUUUAUCUACGAAAUGGUCAUAACAACUGUGUUGGAAUUUUAUUAAAUAUCAACUUAAUUUAAAUUCCAAUGCUGUCAAAAUAUAUCAUAAGACAAAGCAGGGACUACUCUGCCUUGACAAAACUUUACAAAAGGUGGUGCUACCACCGCAAACUUUUGUUACUUCCCAUAGCCAUCAUUAGCAACGGCUGUGGGAAUAAGGUACUGUUUCUCCCAUCAUAAGACAAUAUCUAUGGAGGCUCCAGUGGUUUUAUGGGAUCUUGCAUAGACAUCAGUGUUGUACUCUUGCACUUGUAUAGCAUUUACGUGAGCUCUUAAAAGAUGAAGCACCAGGAGCUGAAGAAGGCAAUAUAACUUACCUCUACUAAACUCAGGCCAUGCCUAGUGGUAAUGCAAGGAGCCCAGAAAGUGAUAAACCUUUAUUAAAUCGGCUCUGUCAUUAGGUUUGCCCCCAUCUACAAGCCUGUCAGACCAGUGCUACUUGUGACGGUUGAAUAGGGUAUCACCGUCAAGCAUUCCCUUCUUCCCAAUAAAGAAAAUCACCCAAUAUUCCACAAGCAGAAAUAUCCCUGGAAUCGCCGAAUAAUCCACACAUGAGCCAAAGCUUAAUGCUGGAACAAGACUGAUUUACUGGUACACAGGACUCACAAUUUAUGCAAUACAAAACUCCUCCUCUGAGCCAGGCAAGAUAAUUGAGUUUCUACAAUACACAAAGCUCAAUUAUCUGCUGGCCAGAAAUAUUAAAACAUUUUUAACAAUUCCAGAGAAGUACUUUUUAUAUAACAUACAAAUAUAAUAACAUCCCUGGGUAGCUUAGGAUACUGGUAGUAUCAUAUCCAAAUCCCACGAAUUUCCGGUCGGUAGUUUCCGUGUCGCCUCGUGUGGAAGUUUGACCGGCUCGCCGUGUGGAGGUGUCCGAGUUUGAGUUCCAUGAAAUUAGUAGCAAGAGCCGGUCUCCGUUCGCAUCUAACUACACGAAAACCACCGUUCGUAUGGUACAGCUGGUUACAUACAAGUGUUCCCCUCAUUCGGUAGAUUCUAUCUUCCAUGAAGACCGGGCGUUCGCAUGGUUGCCUUGCCGAAAAUAGUUCCAGGCAAUUCAUGCGUACGCCCGCUGACCACGUUCGUGAGUUUUUAAGAUGGCCGCCAUCCUUUGUUCUCGCCACGUGUUCGUAUGCAGAAUGGCGGCCACCCAGGAGCAAUUAAGUCGUGGUUUUCUCCCCGUUCUAAGGCUGAUUGCUACCCAGGGUAGGUGGUCUCUUGUUCGGUGGACGAAUACCAGCUUUCACAUAAAUAACCAAAAACCGAAUACAGAAUACAGUAUUACAACAGCAGGGAGAGGACAUAACUGAAGGCACACAGGUAAGUCCAAGAGAUCCUUCACACUACUUACUUUAUUUCAAGUUGUCCCGAUCUUGCUGGCUCUUAAUUUAUAGUGCCGCCAUGUUAGUGUGCCUAUGGAACUGGGUUCACUGUCGGGGUCCCACAAGAGCCAACACAGUGAAGUGAUGACACAAUGCUCACGGUAGUGACACAAUUCUGGAUGGAGGAGAGUACGAGGUUGAUAGCCCAUAGUAAAGUUGGUAAAGGUUGUGGUGCUUGACUAAUGUUACACCUUUUGUCAACCUUCAAGUUAUACAUAAGGCUGCGCAGGGAGACUGGUAGAACGUUACAAAAAAAAUACAAAAAAAUGAACAGAGCCAAAUUUCAUGAGCACCUUAUGCUCAAUGAUAUCAGCUUGGGUGGAAUGAUCCCCACCGAGGAUAUAUAUGAGUAGAAGUAGAAGUUGUGAUGGUCCCUGGAGAGGCUCCUUUACGAUGAUAAAAUAAAUGCAGGAUAAAAAAACAAAAAACAUAAAAUUUUAAGGGUAAAAACUAUAUUUAUGGUAACAUACCACACAAAAUGAAAUAAAAGCAAAUUAAAAAGUCCUUCUGAAUAGUCACAACUGGUUUUGCCCUUGGGUUUUCUCAAGUGAUCAAAAAACCUUUUUAACAAAUCAAACAAAAGCAAUUGAAGUAGCUCAACACAAUGAAUGCUUCAAUUUUUUCUCCAAAUUCAACUGAAACUGCAACUUCUUCAGUCUAACAAAAUAUUCAACCCCCUGAAUAGAAUCCCUCACAACACCACAAAUAUGCAAAAUAGGUGUUAUCUCAAGCACACCUGAUGCAACAAAUUAACUGCUUCGUUAGUUGCGCCAGGUGUGCUUGAGCUGGAACACUUGAAAAACCUGAACUGACUAGGGUUUUGUUGAGUGUCAUGUUUGACUGCAUGUAAGAAAUAUAGCUAAGUCAAAAGAAUGGUCCACAAAGCUAAGAGAAGAGACUAUCACCCUUCACAAACAAGUAACCGGAUACAAAAAGGUUCCUAGAGACAUGUUGGAAGCAUAGUUUGAAAGUUCAAAGUUGAAGAAACAGGAAGCUAUCAAUGGCAGAUUGAAAAAAAACCCUUGAGUGACUACAAAAGACCUGCAGCAAGACUUGCUGGCAACAGGCACUGAGUAAGUAAGGCGUGUACUAAACAUAGAAGGCUUCCAUGCCAGAACUCCAAGACGUAUACCACUACUUAUCCAAAAGUAAAAGAAAAGUUGGCUCCAAUAUGCUCAAAAUCAUAUAAAUAAGCCACAGAAGUUUUGGGAGUUCUGUGAAGCAACGAAAAAAAAAAAACCUGGAACUUUUCGGCUCAAUGGAUCAGCAGUAUGUCUGGAGGAAGAAGAACGAAGAAACAUACGCUGAAUUUUUUUUUCUGCCUACAGUUUAGCAUGGUGGUGGCUCGGUGAUGCUCUAGCGUUCCUUUGCAUCCUCUGACACUGGAAACCUGCAGCGUGUGGAUGGCAAGAUGGACCAUUCAAGUGUCAAGAAAUCCUAGGAGAAAACUUCAUGCCCUCGGUGAGGAAGCUGAAGCUUGGGCAUCAUUGCACCAUCCAACAAGACAAUAAUCCCAAGCAUACCUCAAAUUCCACCAAAGCGUGGUUGCAGAAGAAGUCCUGGAAAAUUCUACAGUGGUCAUCAGUCACCUGACUUGAACCCUAUAAAAAAUCUCUGGUGGGAUUUGAAGAAGGCGGUUGCAGCACGCAAACCCGAGAAUAUUACUGAACUGGAGGCCAUUGCUCAUGAGCAGUGGGCUAAGAUUCCUCAGUAAUGCCUUGUGUCUGGCUAUGCAUACUUACCAUGAAAGCGUUGAAUAAUUUUGAGACUGGAGAUAUCAUUAUACGUUGUAUUUUCAGUUGAAUUUGGGGAAACCACUUGAAGCAUAUGUUGUUUUGAGCUAUUUGCUUUUGUUCGAUUUGUUCAUUGCAAACCGCUGAAAGUCUGUAAAGUUUUACAAUAAACCUGAUUUUCUGAGGGGGGAUAUAUAAUUUUGAUUACAACUGUACUUCAUAGGCGUGCGCACGGGGUGUGCCUGGGCACACCCUAAUCCCCGUGGCACGCACUAUGGCACAGGCUGGGAGGGAGACAGGAGAGGACCCGGGGAGCUCUUGUCAGCAGCUCCCCCGGGUUCCUCUCGCGUCGUUGGAGCGUUGCCGCGGUAAGAUCUCGCAAGAGAGUUCACUCUCCACCGGACCACCAGGGAAGGCAGGAGCAUGGUCCUCCCUCCCUACAUAAGGUAAGAAGGGAGGGGGGAUAGUAACUAAACAGCCCCCACACCCCGACACAUUACACACAAACAGCACACACACAUACAUCACUCUUACACACACAGCACACACACACACUAACAGCACCCUCACACUAACACCCUUACACACACAGCACCCUCACGCAUACACACACAGCACACACUAACAGCACUCUUACACACACACAGCACACACUAACAACACCCUUACACAAACAGCACCCUCACCCACACACACAAAGCACACACCAACAGCACCCUUACACACAGAGCACCCUCACAGCACCCUUACACAUACACACACACAGCACCCUCACACACACAGCGCCUUCACACACACACACACACACAGCGCCUGCACACACACAGAGCCUUCACACACAGCACCUACACACACACAGCAUCCUCACACACACAGCAGUGUGUGUAUGUAUGUAUGUAUGUGUAUGUAUGUGUACACACAGCGGCGUGUGUGUUUCUGCUUUAGGGUGCACACCCUUAUACAAUAGGCUGCGCAUGCCUAUGCUGUACUUUUUUAUAUUCUGGUAAAGUGAAAUAUUUCAAUAUAUCAAAAAAGAUUCAGUAGAAUUUUUAAAAGCCAACAUUAACACUCCCCCCCCAGUUUAAACAUCUGCCAUCCAAUCUUCUUUCCCCCCCCCCCCUAACAUUUUAUUGCAAAUUCAGCAGUUUAUCCACAAGAGACAAAUAUUGGGGUUACAUAUCCGAACCCAAUUCUCUUAUUGAACCAGAUGUCAAACGUCACUGUUAAAGUGUGUAAACAUGGUCUAUAUUAGUAUAUUAAAUGCAGGUCUAUUUUUAUUAAUCUGGCCUUAUAAUUCAGUUCUUCCCACUUAUAUAAAGUUAAAUAAAGCUCUCAGUUUUUGUAAUAAUCGUCUAGUUAUAACUUAUAAUUAAACAUUUUCUUAAUCUCAUAAGCAUGCAACCCACUGGGAGUAACAAAUAAUAUUGAUGGAGGAGUAUGGUUUAAUUAUUGCUUAUAGUUAUAAUUAUAUCCGAACUAACAUCUGUUGUUGAAAAAAAACCCUAUGAUUGUUAUUAUAAUGUUAUGUUAGUCUGGGAACUGAGUAUAUUGAAAUAAUUGAGCUUACAAGUCUACAUUUGGAAUGUAAUUGAAAUAAAUACUUUAAUGAAAUAAGUAACACAGACACUUACCAUUUUCCGAACACAUGCUAACAAUUUUAAUAUUUUAUAUAAGCCAAAACAUCUAGAAUUGUGAACUGCGUAAUAUAUACCAUGUUUAAUGAAUCAUGUUCAUAGUUAACAAGUUUGAAAUUAAAGUGAUAUAUUGUUCUGUGUACUGGUUAUAUGUAAGUGAAAUUGUUUAUUUUUAUUUUAGGUUAUGAUUGUACAGAUAUUAAGGAAACUUUUGGUCCAGUUUCAAAAACCCCAAGUGGCUUAUACAUUAUACAGCCUGAAGGAUCUAAUGCUCCAUUUGAGGUAAUAAAUCAAAUUUAAAAUUGAAAUGAACAAAAACAUAUUUAUUAAAUCUAAUCUUUAUUGUGUAUUUCACACAACUUGAAUGCAAUACAAUUUUAAGAUUGAUCAGUUUAAGUAAAACAAGUAGUGAAGAAACUGGAAACAUAUCUUAAAGGACCACUAUAGGCACCCAGACCACUUCAGCUCAGUGAAGUGGUCUGGGUGCCAGGUCCAUCUAGGGUUAACCCUGCAGAUGAAAACAUAGCAGUUUCAGAGAAACUGCUAUGUUUACACUGAGGGUUAAUCCAGCCUUUAGUGGCUGUCUCACUGACAGCCGCUAGAGGCCGCUUCCACGAUUCUCACUGUGAAAACCACAGUGAGAAGAUGCUGACGUCCAUAGGAAAUGCUUUCCUAUGGGCGGUUUGAAUGUGCAUUCGGCGCUGACGUCGGCAGGAGAAGGAGAGGUCAACAGCGCCGAGGGAGCCUGACACUGGAGAAAGGUUUUAACCCCUUCAGCCCAGCAGGAGGGGAGCCACGAGGGUGGUGGGAGGGGGGGGGGGGAAUCUAAGGACUACAUAGUGCCAGCAAAACGAGUUUGUUUUCUUGGCACUAUAGUAGUCCUUUAAGAUCUACAAUUUUAUGUAGUAAGAGAGCAAAUUAGUCCAAUUACUGAAAACAUAAUACAAAUUAGCAAGUAGACUAAACAUUUUGAUAAUCCUGAUAAAUCAUUGGUCCUAUUGGGGUUAAAGUUUUUUUUAAAGGGAUAAUAAAGUGCUAGGAACACAAAGUCCUAUAGCGUUGCUGCAUGUUAUCAUAACACCACUCAGAUACAUUGCUCUGCUCGUGGGAGAAGUAAAGCCAACCUGCAGGCAGAGGAGCAGAGGAGCAGAGGAGCACUUAUACACACACACUCUCUACAGCCCCUAGCCAUACAUAUAAUACCAUACACAAAACACAACUGCAACUAAAACACAAAAAUACCACACUACAAUCACCUCAGUCUACAAAUGCAAUCCUAUAAGCACCAUACAAACACAUGUACAGUACUCUUUCCUGACCCCUUUGUCCUCUGAAACCCCACUUAAAGGAAUACUAUUGGGCUAGGAACACAAACAUGUAUUCCUGAUCCUAUAGUGUUAAAAACACUAUCUAGCCCACCUUGCUCUCCUAAAUGUAGUAACAUCUUACCUUUUACCAGUCUUUGGCUCUGCCCCUAACCUGCCUCAUUGGCUAACAUUAUCAGAAGUGAUGAUCUCAAGCAAUCACAAUGUUUUCUCAUAGGAAAGCAUUGUAUUGGCUAAGAUGGUCAAUUUUGAUGAUCUCAGACAGUGGCACAAUCCAUGGGGCCACGGUGCGAAAACUGAUCCAUGGCCCCCCACGCCCCCCCGACAGACACACACAGAUACAUACAGACACACAUACAUACAAACAGACAGGCACACAUACAUACAUACAGACCGACACACACAGGCACAGACAGGCACACACAGACAGAGACACACAAGGCACAAAUACAUACAAAGAUACAUACAAACAGACAGGCACACAUACAUACAGACAUACACAGACAGGCACACACACGCAAAGACACAUACAUACAAACAGACAGGCACACACACACAGACAGACAGACAAAGACACAUACACACAGACAGACACACACACACACACAAGAGAUACAUACAAAGACACAUACACACACACACAUAAACAAACAAACACACACACAAUGUUUAAGUCACCCUCCUGUUUCCUACCUUUUAGGUGCAGGAGGGUGACAUUCCCUGGGGUCCAGUGGUGGCUUAGGUUGAUGCGAGUUAGUUACCACUCUGACGCCCUCCUCCUUCCUCCCGCGCGGGCUCUCUGUAUGCUGGGAGGACAGCUUGUGACAUCAUCACAGGGGACCGGUCGCGCUGUUAAAGCGCCCAGUGCUGACUGGGCCCCCUGACAAUCCAUAUCCAUCGGGUGGCCCUGAGAGCAUGGGCCACCCGAUGGACCUCUUGGAGGGCGGCCCCGGCAGUUUGCCGCGCAGGCCGGGGCCGUAAAAGAUGGAGGCGGGUACCCAGUCGCAGGGGUCCGCAUGGAGGCCAGGCCCCAUGGAGUGACGGGCCCGGUCGCUGCUGCGACCCCUGCGACUGCAGUAUUACGCCGCUGAUCUCAGGAAAGGAGGCGGGCUGGGGGCCGCCCUGGCCAAUCAACAUCUCCACAUAGAGAUGCAUUAAAUCAAUGCAUCUCUAUGAGGAGAGUUCAGUGUCUAGGGUGGAGACACUGACUGUCAGUGCUGCUCACUGUGCAGCACUUCCCCUAGGAAGCAUCUGUAGCGGUUGUCUGAGGAGUAGCCAUUGGAGGUGUGCCUAGGCUGUAAUGCAAGCACUGCCUUUUCUCUGAAAAGACAGUGUUAGCUGUAAAAAUCUGGCAGGGACUGACUACACUCAACAGAACAACUACAUUAAGUUGUAGUUGUUCUGGUGACUAUGGUGUCCCUUUAAGGAGUCACCAGAGACAAGUCACAAGUAAACGCAGUGGAAGCGUGUCAUUAAAUUUGCUUGUUCUAUGCAGGGCCUUUUCUUCACGCAAGAGCUUUUUAGAAGCCGUCUGCGCAUGGCGUCCCUGGUAGUACAUUGUACCAACACUCCCUCUCUAGCCUUGCCCCCCUUGCCACUGGGCCGCUGUGAUUAAGAAAAGCCAGGGACAAUUUUUUUCCCCCAGUCCGGCCCUGCUUGUAACACAUAUUUAGGCAUAUGAGAAUCAGAUUAGAUGAGAGCCAUUGUUGAAAUUGACUGAUUUUCAUAUAGAACAAUUAGCAAGUUAAUAUUGAAAACAGUCUUGGAUACUUUACUUUGACUUUUUAUCUGCUGGGGUGCAGACAUAAUCUCACAAACUGCAAUGUUAUUUUAUUAUGCCUUAUGAGAAAAAAAAAAUAAACAGAAUGGUUUUACCACCCAUUUGUGCAAAAAGAUACUGGUUUCUGUUUGUUUACACGCUUAAACAUUACAGGGGAUGGAUGCAACAAAUAAACAGGUAUAUAAAUCCCAAGGUAAGAAGGAACAAUGAGAUAAGCACUCACCCAGAUGUCUUUUUAGGAGAAAAAAUGUUUAUAACAUAAUCUAUUUUUAAAUCCAUGGGAGGGAUGUAAGACAAUAUUUUGCAACAUUCAUAAGAAGUAAACUGUAUAGAUUUAAAACACCUUGGUGAAACUAAAAUAAACUGGGUAAAGCGUAAAUACUAAAAAUUUUUAACAAUGUUAUUUUUGUCAGGCGUUUUGUGACAUGGAUUAUAAAGGAGGAGGAUGGACUGUUAUUCAGAAGAGAAUUGAUGGCACUGUUGAUUUUCAGAGGACCUGGCUGGACUACAUGGAUGGAUUUGGGGACCUGUCAGGUAAUAUCAUCCUGAAGUGAUGUAUCCCUUAAAGCUGGAUUACCGUAUUGUCUUUUAAUUCUCAAUCUCACCCAUAAGAUCAGCCCAGAUCCAUAACUCUUGGAUAAAGGUAAAUCCUUUCUGAAAAAAUAACAACCACAGAUGAUUGUUUUGGCUUCUUAUAGAUCUCUAUCAAAUACAUUUCCUAUCACUCUGCACAGUUAUCAAAGGAUUCACAUUUAAUUUUACCCUAAUUCUCUGAGGAGAGUAAGACAUAGACCACUUGCUCACUAUGACUAGAGGGAUAUCAACAGUUCCUCUUGGACAAGGUCUGUGUAAGACUCAAACAAUCAGCUUAGGUUGCUGUGAUGUUCAUGCAGUGAAGACUUGACUGACAGUUUAUGCCAAGACUACUCAGAAGUUCCAGCUAGGUUCUUUCCCAUAGGGUUCCUGUGCCUGCUCUGUGAGGAUUUUACAUAUUUUUUAUGUUCUUUCAAAUUAUAUAACAAGAAUAUAUUCUACAGAGCUAUUAAAAAGAAAAAAAGUAAAGUUAAUACAUAAAAAAACAAAAAAACAAUAACAGUGGUCAUGGUGCCAGGAGUCCAUUGGUCCCCCCUUGCCAAUGCAAGAAAUCACACUGAUUCAGAAUAGUUUGACUUCUUACCUGAGGUCAAUCAAGUGCUGCUCUCCACCUCCUUUACAUCAACUAGAGACUCAGAAGCUCUCUGCCUGAGUCAUGCCCAGUAGUGCAGGGCCUAUCUCAUAGACUGAGAGCGAUCACCUGGUGCUCUCAGCCAAUGGGUUAGCUCCUGCAGAGGCAUACAGUGGUGCCCUAUGGAAGCCAGGUAAUAAGUCACACUGUUCUGAAACAGUUUAACUACUUACAGUGGAGUGAGGGUGGGUGCCAGGGCACUUCUAGCUCCAUGAGCUCUACAAAACACUGUAGUGGUUAUGGUGUAUGGAGUGUUCCUUUAUGAAACUGGGUAAAAGCCCUAGUUGUAAGAGUUUGGUGUGGAUACUUAUUUAAGCUUAGUAGCAAGAUUGGAAGUCCAAAAUCAUGAUAUUAAACCAUAAAUAAUAUAGAUAAACAGCACCAAAGAAGGGGUAAUUAUUAUAUAAAAUAGUCCCUAAGAGCAAUAAUAUAUGUAUAAACCAGUUGAGAUUCUUUAUAUUCAAUUCCAAAAAUCUCAAAGUAAAACAGAAACAAACAAACGGUGCAAUAUGAAAUAAUAAUGUGGGGAGUUUAAUCAAUGUGCUAAAAGACUAACUCACACUACUAUUAAGAGCUCUGGUGUAGUCAGCAUGUAGACAGCACAAUCACUGUAUAAGGAUGUAUGGUGACCAGUGAUGGUAGAUAAUCUCCACAUCCAGUGGUGGCACAAUGUUUAAAAAUUACAAAGGAAAAUCCAGUGGCACAGAAUAUUUCUGUAGAUAAAUAUUUGUCAAAUCCCGCCGCUUCUAGCUCAAAAACAUAGCUUGUGUCAGCCCCUAUCUAAUGACUGAUGCAGCCAUGGUGCUGGAUCAUACUGCUAUCAUCUCUUGACUUGACUAUUGCAUUGCACACCUGUGCAAUAAUCAUGCUGUCUAAUCAGCAUUUUGAUAUGCCACACCUGUGAGGUGGAUGGAUUAUCUUGGCAAAGGAGAAGUGCUCACUGACACAGAUUUAGACAGAUUUGUGAACAAUAUGUGAGAAAUAGGCCUUUUGUGUACAUAGAAAAAGUCUUAGAUCUUUGAAUUCAGCUCAAAAAUAGGGACGAAAACAAAAGUGUUUUGUUAACAGGCAGAGUUAACAGGCGCUGUCUUUUUGCCUCGGAGAGUUAACAGGCGCUGUGUCCCAGGAAUUCCAGCCAACAUAUCAUCCUUUGUUCGCUGCCAGACAGCUGGUACAGGUGAAAUGCCAAAAUCCUUUAACUGUAGGUACGCAUUUCUUAAGUGAAUUUUGGUGAACUGCCGGCCACCUGCCAAUCAUGCGAAAAGAUCAUCUAUCCUAGGAAAGGGACACUUAUCUAUUUGAAGCUGCAAGUUAAGAGCCAUGCAGAAAUCCCCACAAAUCCGUAUGUCCCCAUUUAUUUUUCUCAUGGGAACAAAGGCAAAGCCGACUCACUAUUGUGAACCCUGGAGAUGAUAUUCAGCUCUCUUAAUUCUGCCUCUACUCCUGCUCUUAGAGCAAAUAGUGCAUUUCUUUAAAACAUUUUGGUGUUUCUCCUACCUUUCAUUUCAAGGAAACAUUUUGGCCCUUUUACAUUUCCCAACUGGCCAUCAAACACUUGUGCAUACUUCUCUUGUAACUCUCUAAUCCAGUCUUAUCUGCUUUUUACUUAACACAUGACAUAGAUACUUAUGGCAUUCCAAGAGUCUUUAUUCAUUCCAUACUAAAACGUGAAGGCCCUCCAUUCACUAAGAUCUACAGAUGUAGUUCUUUCUUGCACUUGUUUAAUGUAACUGUGGCAGACACACACACCACACUGGUAUUAACAGCUCUUUAGAAUAUGUUUGCAGUCUCACUGUUGCCUGAAUUAUUGGCCUAUGCAUGUUAAAGGCGUUUCCAGUCUGUCAAAGAAAUCACAGAUACAGGUAAACCUGUGUCCAAAUCUAUAGUUAGUUUUUUGCCAUUCACAACAACAUGAACUGAGAAUGCAGCCAGACUGGAACCUGUCAUAUAUUUUUAAAUUUCGUACAUGAAAUUGUUCAUCUGAAUCCUCAGAAGACUCCUGCAUUUGUACUUUAUAGGCAUUCUUUGUCUGUCUCUCAAACAACUUCUGCCUCUGCAGAAUCUUUGUAGGUGGUCCAUUUUACCACGGGCAUGACGGUUGGCAUCCUUGAAUCUGCAUGCAGUUGCAUUACAGUUGCAGUUGCUGUGCUUUCUCGACUUGACUACUAAAAUCCGCUUCUCAGUGGUCUUACGUGCUCCCAACUUGCCCCGUUACAGUCUAUAAUGAAUGCGGCGGCGAUGCUCAUCUUCCUGUACACUCGCACCUCCCAUGCUUCCCCCUCUGUCAGCCCCUACAUUGGCGUCCCAUGAAAUAUAGGGCUCAAUUUAAGAUCCUUGCUGCUCCAACCUAUUUAUUCUCACUAAUACACAAAUAUGUCCCGUUAGGCCUCUACGCUCUGCCGAAGACCUGCGUCUAACCUCUAUUCAUACUCCUACCUCUGAUGCUCGCCUUAAAGACUUCUCUAAGGCUGCACCAUUCCUAAAGACUUGUCUAGGGCUACACCAUUCCUUCCCCUCUCUGUUAGACUUUCACCCAGUCUCUACUCCUUCAAAAAAAAAACUACUUUUCUACCCUACCCUUACUUUUUGUGUCACUAUACCCCACUCCCUUUUGCAUAUAAGCUCAUUGAGCAGGACCCUCAAUCCCUCUGUUCCUGUGUGUCCAACUCAUCUGGUUACAAAUUUGUGUCUGUUAGUUCACCCAUUGUACAGCGCUACGGAACUUGUUGGUGCUUUAUAAAUAAUAAUAAUUCUUUUUUUUUUUUUUUAUUCUUUAUUUUUGGUAUGCAGAUAGGUACAACAGUGCCUGUAUCGCCACAACAGCGUCAGCAGGCUCGAUUUCCAAAAUAAUUUUAUAACAGUAUUGUGGCAUGUAGGGUAUGCAUAAAUUUUUUAAAUAGGAAGGGUAACGAUAAUUAAGAGGUCUAACAUUCAGAUGCAACGACUCGUUAGCGUUUACAGUUUGCACAUUUUUAUAUAUAUUUUUAUCAAGCUUGACCAUACAGUUAGAACGUUAGAGUAAAAAUGAAUGUAAAUAGAACAAUUAAUGCUUAACUACGCUAUUUUCACCAUACCAGUAUAGUCGUGAUGUCACAAGCUAAUCAUGCUGCUUAAAACUAGGGACAUGUACGUUUGUUUUAGUUUUUUUUCAAUAAUCAAGAGUACAUUAGUACCUGCACUUUGUAUGGUUAUUCUGCAUUCGUAGUGGUUUAGUCGCAAUAUGUUAUAAGUAUAAAGUAUAACAGACAGGCAUACAGUGGCAUAUCCCAUUGGUGUAUACAAGAAUACACAUGAAUAGGCAUAGUGAGGUUGAGAGAUGUAAAAAAUACUGCACUUUUCUAUAGUAACAUAGACCUCUGUAUCAGCUAUAAACAAAUGUAUAGUCGUAAACUUAAACAUGGGGACAGUGCUAGUAAGGAGUAGGCUAUUACAUAGUAUUGUUAGCUAGGGAAACCACCAACGGCUAGUUAGCUUAGCUCGCUGAGUGUAAGAACAUGGUAAAGUGGGCAGGAGGGCUGUAGUGAGCAGUGGGACAUUUGGUACCUUCACCCUAUACCCAUGGCAUGUAGGCAGGGAUCAGGCCCGCACAAACGGUAAUAAGGGUCCUCUGGGAUUCUGCAUCCCGCUGCAGUACACCCAGUCUCAUGGUCGUAGGCUACUCUUCCCGUGAUAAGGCAAAGUCCUUGGGUCUGCCGGGGGCCACGGACUCCGCUGGUAUGCAGCCCACGUGCUGCUCGCUGCCGCCGCACGGGUCUCUGACCUGCUGAGAGUUUCCAUGGUGGAUCUUGGGUGUGCAGCCCUUGCGCUGCUCUCUGCCGCCGCCUGAGUCUCUGACCUGCUGAGGAUUUCGGCGCAGGACCUCGGAUUUGCAGCCCUUGUGCCGCCCGCUGUUGCUGUUUUGGUCUCAGACUAGUUGGGGGUUUCCGGGCAGGAACUCUGCAAUCAGGUUGAGUUACCUGGACCAUCGCUGCAGAUGAUUUCCUCCGUUCCCUCAGAUUCCGCCAGAACCUCCGGCAUAUGGCAUUGAAUGCCCGUGUGAAGCUCUCUUCCCAGCUCUGUGCCGGUUCUUGUGUUUUGUGCUUCGCAUCAGCGCUGCUGUCAGCCAUCUUAGGUCGGCCACGUGGGGGCUUUUUCUGCAAGAUUCGCUCAGGAGCCACAGGUAAGUGAAUGAAUACUGCUUGGUGGGGACCAGGAUAACCCCCGCUGGCCCAGAGGGGGGGGGAGUACGGGGCACUAUAGAUCCACAAAGAAGAGUGCCUGGGCCACCCCGGUCAGAGAGAUCGGCCGCUUCUCCCGCCGAGGUAACACCAGGCCGCACGUAGAUGGCCGCCACUGCUUGGCUUUGAAAGUGUGGAGGUCUGGAUCUCACUCCAGUGUUGCCUGCAUGGUGCUAAACAAGUUUGCCAGUGUGAGUUAGUCCAGUAAUAGGGCGUUUGUCACCCUUCAAGUCGAUUUUAAGCCAAGAUUAGGCAGGAGCCCAUGCUUUCUGCAUCCAUUCAGAAUGGCGUCCAAGCCCCGCCCCCCAAUAAUAAUAAUUCUUAGCGCCCAUACAUCACAAUAUGCAGACUCAUCCACUCAAACACAAACACUCAUACACAGCCCAACUGUCCAUACAACACAAUAUGCAAACUCAUGCAAUCACAGAAACACUCAUACACAGCCCAAGUGUCCAUACAUCACAAUAUGCAAACUCAUGCAAUCACAGAAACACUCAUACACAGCCCAGCUGUCCAUACAUCAAAAUAUGCAAACUCAUACACUCAUACAUAAAAUCAUAUACAGCCCAACAGUCUGUAUAUCACAAACACGACUCAAAGCUGCCACUCACCUAUAAACCAUUGUCGAGACACAAUUCAGCCCAGUAAGGAGAAUGAGCUUACCAUUGACCCUUCAUGCUUGCUGUGGCGAGUAACUUAUAGGCCAGUUUUGUAGAAUGGAAUCUUAAUUAUGAGCCCUUAUCUAUAAUGUAAUACUUCACAAAACAAUAACAUUGUCCUAUCCCAGGAUUACCCCCCUCCCCCCCUCAUUAUGCAUGCCCUUUAAUUAUAUUAUUUCUAAAUAUGCAGUCUAACAUAGCUUGGCAUAAGCACAUGGCAAAAAAAAAAAAACAUGAUUCCAUUGGAUAACACUGAGCAGGCUUUAGUAUUGUGACAAAUACCAUGCCUGUAUAAUCACUGUGCUUCCUGUUUAGUUUUGGAUAAAAAUCUAUUUAUUGGUGUCAGUAAGGAAGUGUAUAUUUCACAGACAACUAUCUGGUGACGUGGUUUAAGAGUGAUGUUAGUGAUGGCUUUCACAUGACAGGUGAGAUAAAUACAGAAAUAGAACUAGUUAUUUUUAAAUAUGCAUUCUAUGUUAAAUUAAAUGUGCAAUCUCACCGUCUGUAAAAAAAGACAUACGAAAUGAACACAAUACAUUAGUGUUCUGUUAAACCUAAAGGGACACAAUAUGCUAGAUGUGCCCCCUCCCCUUCCAUUUCAAAGGAUUACAUAAAUAACACAGGUCAACAACUGAUAUUAGAUCGAUUUUAGAGUAAGUUUGUGUUGCGAAUUCUGAAAAUGGCAUUGAUUUUUCUAGACUGGAUGUCAUGUUACAUGAUAUUGUUUUAUUAUAAUGUACUGUUUCUUUAAUGUUCAUCUUAAGUUUGUCUCUUGUGCCACUCGUAGUUUGCAUGCUGCUUCAGGUACUCUCCUCCCCCUCUCCUGUUCUUGUGUUUUCUAUGCUGUACAUUUAAUGUGACUAGUGGUAUCUCUCCUACCUGUUUGGAAGAAUCAUUCUUUUACCUGUUGUAACUGCACAUUCUACAGAUUAUAUGAUGAGUAAACGUUGCCAGAUCUUCUUUCAUGUGAGUUGUGACUGAGUAAACUAUCUGGGAAAGUGAUUUGGUAUGGAUAAUCUCAUCAGGGCAAUGAGCGCCAUGUGCUCCUGAAAAACACAUUCAUAGCCUUUGCAGCCGUUCCAGAAUACUGGCUCUAUUUUCUUUUUUUUUUUUUAACAAUGGAUACCCCCAUUGAGAAAUGUAAAAAAAUGCAAACAAUUUAAUGGUUAGACAUACCCUACCUGCAAAACUGGAAACUGACUCAAAUCAUACAAAUAACUAAAAACAAUGUUCAAGAUAAUUUUAGAUUAUAUUAGAUAAAAACAAUGUUACAGAGUAAAAGGACAGACCAAACCCAGCUGCAUACGUCAGGAGCCACAGGUCGCAUUGGGGUAAAAUCAUAAUUUGAGGAGUAUCCAUUAUCUCAAAAACUAGAUCCAAUUCAACAAAACAAUGUAAUUUUUGGAUUCAGCACCCCAAAAAUAUCCUACAUUUGUUAAAACAUCCAACUAAACAAAACAUUUUUUUUGUUGAGUUUGUUUUUUCGGGGUAAAGAUCAGGAGGCUCCACCUGUCAGGAGUCUCAUUCUGGUUCUUAUUGUUGUCUUAUUCCAUAAGCACUGUCCAGCAAGAUGUAUCCACAUGCUCCAGUUUUAUUUAUCACAUAGGUGACUUAUUAGUAAGCUGAUAACAGCCAUUUAUAAUAUGAUUUAGAAACAGGGCUGUGUGUAGUAAUCUCCUGUGCUGCCAAACACUCAUGCACAAAGUCAUGGGUUAGGUUCUCUCCUUUGAAAAAUGAUAUAUCCAUGCAAGUUUAGCGUGUAGUUUACUCUUGCUGCAAGCACAAUUUGGAUAGAUCUGGAAAGGCAAAGGAGAAGGCAAAAAUAUCUCCACUGAGGUCAGAGAACAAGGUAGCAUCAAACCGCUUCAAUGACAAGCCAUGUUCAGCAGUUAGAGUGGGCGUUGGGUAAGCUCUGCAACUUAAUCUUAGAAAUAACGUAUAGCUUUUAUGUUGUCUAUGAUGGCUUUACGAGCCUUGUCAUCAGAGCAUCUUCAAUGAAAGACAAUAAUAGAAUGAAGUAAUCAAGAUGUGGACAGGAGGGAUAUCAGCUGGCCUUUUAUGAGGCCUAAACAUAAAAUAGUGACUACUAUGUCCCAACUGCAAAACACAUAAUUUUUGUUCUGAAUUGCUUUUGUGGGGAAGCAGCCUGAUUUGCACAUAUAGGUGUUUCCUCAAUAUUGGUAAACAUUAGAUAAAAGAAAGUUGAGAUGCUCCUAAGUAGGCACCAUCUCAUAUGACUAUUUAUUGAAGUCUAUUCUCAUUUGGAUUUCUCUUAAACUAUAUUUGCUUAUCUAAAAAAUAUACACUGCUCACUGCAAUACAGAGUAUAUAGACUUCAUUGUAUGAACCAGUAAGUGACAUUUUUAAAGCAUUGUGUCACUGUUUAUUUUGUUCCGAGAAACAGAGUAAUAUAACUAAGAAAGCACCCAUCACUUCCUCUUGUUCAAUGGCUGUACUGAAGAAGAAGACAUUAGAACUAAUUCAGUACUUAUAAGUAUAUUGUAUUGCAUAGUGUCAUAUGCAACAUUUUAUGAAUAUAUUCCAGACCUGACUGUAUGGUCACAGCUGUGGGCUAGGCUGUGACAUCCACAGUUAAACCAUAUUCUGACAAUGUGUUCUGGCCAGACAUUUGCAUACUGGCUCAUUCAGCAAUUGUGACUCACGUUGUUCCAAACAGAUGAUUUCAAUGCCACAUGGACGAAAAACCGUCUAUAAAAGUAACAUUCUUUUCUUCUCACCACACAGAGAUUUUAUUCAGUCACAAUAUUCCAGUUGGCGGGUUAUAUCCAUAAUACAAACAUUUGUAUAUAUAUAUAUAUAUAUAUAUAUAUGUAGACAAACAACUCCCUUAUUUGUUUCUUGUUUUCAGGUGGGUAUACACUUAUUAAAAAGUAGAAUAACAGAUUGGCACACGGAUCAUUGCUUUGCAUUUCACAAUCAAAGGUUCAACUGUACACUUCUUUUUGCACUUACAUUUUCUUAACUGUAUAUAUUUGUCCAAGAUUCUUGCCUUUAAUGAACUGAACAUUAUUAAGCAUGUAGAUUGUUUGCUUCCACAGGGGAAUUUUGGCUUGGUCUCAGGAAGACGUUCUGCAUCUUAAAUCAGAAAAACACUAGCUUCAUGCUGAAUAUUGCUUUGGAAGCUGAAGAUGGUGCAUUAGCUUAUGCAACAUAUGAUAAUUUUUGGCUCGAAGACGAAAAGACUUCAUUUACAAUGCACGUUGGACGCUAUUUUGGAACAGCAGGUAAGAAUAUUUGUAUCACUGUCAUUUAUAAAAUAACAAACAUAGUAAUUACAAUUGGAUUAUUUUCUGUUAUUUAUUUUUGCUAUUAUUGAUGAAAUAUAGUUUGUCGAAAUAACUUCUAUGUUCAACGAAAUACAAAAAGUGAUUAGUAAAAGGCAAAACACCAAAUCCACUAUUUCUGCAGUAAGUUGUUUUCUUGUGGUUUUCAAGCAAUAAGCCAGGUAAAAUAUAUAUAGUGUAGUAUUGUUUAUACAAAAUAACACGAUUUUAAAUAUUGCACCAACAUGAAUAAAGAAUUAAAAUAUCAAAUGACUAUUAGUUUCCAUAGAUCAACUCACCACCCAAAAGGAACAGUGUUGGUGAAGAUUCGUGGAUUCCCCGAGCUAUACAGGUUCCAACAGUAACGAAUGCCAAAACAAAAAGCUGAAACUAAUAUAAAAUGAAACAAAAAUAAAUGACUAUAUGAAAUAAUCAGGAAUUAAAGUGCUUGCUUAGCAUCUUUUAUUCAUCUGCACAGAUUACUUUUAUUUAAAAAACAAAACUUUUGUAAGAAGUGCUUGUGAAUUAUUAUUUUCUAGGUGAUGCUAUUCGAGGCCACCGGAAGGAACACAAUCAAAACGCAAUGCCGUUCAGCACAUUUGACAUGGAUAAUGAUGGCUGCUACCCAUCAUGCACUAUGCACGGCAAAUCGGUAAACAGCUGCAGUGCACUCAACAACAGGAGUGGCUGGUGGUUUAACCAAUGUGGCCUGGCCAACCUGAAUGGUGUUCAUCGUGUUACCAGGGGUGUGGAAAUACCGGGCAUUCAUUGGAGUACAUGGAAACAAAAUAAUUCCACUGUAAAAAUUAAAUCUGUUUCAAUGAAGAUCAGGAGAACAUACCAACCAUUUUAUAAAUGACUGCGCCAUUGGUGUCCAUAUAUAACUACAGCUCAAUUUGUUAAUCUAUUAUUAGAAAUUGUACAUUGAAUUUGUGUAAUGUAUUUUGUGAGCAC
Pelobates cultripes (western spadefoot toad) is the source of this 36727-nucleotide messenger RNA. Lineage: Eukaryota; Metazoa; Chordata; Amphibia; Anura; Pelobatidae. The record is from the annotation of a GenBank genome assembly.